UCUAGCCACUGCGCGAGCUGUUGGUGUCUACUUCCUGAAUUCAGAGCAACAGAUGAGUAAGGCAGCUCGGCAGGACUCCCCCAAGGUUUUUUUUUUCUGAUAAAAACACGAUAAACCUCGGUUUGUAAGUCCAGCGUCGUCGGCUUGCUUCGAGGAGUGUCGGCUCUCUGCCACGAUGGUGGAGACUCUAGCUGGGUGUAUGUUUGAGGACAUCCAGUACGCAGAUAUCCAAGUAGAAGCGGCUGUUGGCAGAGGGACUUUUGGGGUUGUCUUCAAAGCUGUGUGGAAAGGAAAGGAUGUAGCAAUCAAGACCAUUGAGAGUGACAACGAACGGAAUGCUUUCCUUGUUGAGCUCCGCCAGCUCUCCCGAGUGAAUCAUUCCAACAUUGUUAAGCUCUAUGGCUUCUGUGACAAUCCAGUCUGUCUGGUCAUGGAGUAUGCAGAAUGUGGAUCUUUAUAUAACCUUCUGCAUGGUGCAGACCCACAGCCCUUCUAUACAGCAUCCCAUGCAAUGAGCUGGUGUCUGCAGUGUGCCCAGGGAGUUGCCUAUCUUCAUGCUAUGAAGCCAAAGGCUUUAAUUCAUAGGGACCUCAAACCACCAAAUCUACUGCUUGUGGCUCGUGGUACUGUGCUGAAGAUAUGCGACUUUGGAACAGCUUGUGAUAUUCAGACCUACAUGACCAACAAUAAAGGAAGUGCAGCCUGGAUGGCACCAGAAGUAUUUGAAGGCAGUAACUACAGUGAAAAGUGUGAUGUGUUCAGCUGGGGGAUUAUCCUGUGGGAGGUCAUCACACGCAAGAAACCCUUUGACGAGAUUGGUGGUUCUGCAUUUUGCAUAAUGUGGGCUGUCCACAGAGGUACUCGACCUCCUCUGAUCAAAGACCUUCCAGAACCCAUAGAGACUCUGAUGACACGCUGCUGGGACAAAGAACCCAGCCAGAGGCCAUCAAUGAAUGAGGUCAAAAACACUAUGAAUCAUCUAAUGAAGUACUUUCCAGGUUCCGAUGAACCACUGGAUCUUCCUCAUCAGUCGUCAGCCAGCAGAAGUGGCUCUUCGUCAGCCACAAGCACGGACUCGUAUGCUGACUGCACUAUCAACUGUAGCCGGAGUGAUGACGAUAUAGAACACACAAACUCAGUUGGUAGAGAGGAAACCCUGAAAAGUCCCGAGUCCAAAUUUCCACUUCAGUUCAAGCCCUCAAAGAGUCCUGCAUCGCGUACUGGUCUGCCCAGGACCUCAGGUGUGGACACUCAACCAGGGCCUUCCCAAAACUCAACCCACUCGAGCAGUUCUCCAAUCAACUCUAGCCAGUCAGAACUGAAGAUGACAUUCAGCUCCACAGCUACCAAUGGAGUAGAUGGCUAUCUGAAACUGGAUUAUCAGUUGCAGCCUCUGGCUCCUUGUCCAAACUCCAAAGAGUCCAUGGCUGUGUUUGAGCAGCAUAUCAGGAUGGCUCAGGAGUACCUCAAAGUCCAGUCAGAGAUUGCUCUCCUUGUUCAGAAAAAGAAGGAGCUAAUGACUGAACUGGAGCAGGAUGAAAUAGAACAGCAGGCCUCGUUUCGACUCAUCCAAGAGCGCAGCAAUCUGCUGGAGGACAACAGCAGCCUAUCAGCCUACUGCCAGGGCCUGAGGAGUAAACUGAGCCUGAUGAAGAGCCAGAACUAAUAGCACAGCUGGAACAAAAUGAUGGGUUGCAGCAAGCAGUCCACACCACUGUUGUUUUUACUGUGAUCGCUCCCCUUUUGAAAGAAGAGAACAAUCACUGGCAGAAAAGCCCGUUAUCUUAGAAAAUGAGACUCUGCUAACUACAUAAGGUACAUCAAGAUAAUAUUAAAGGGAAAGUUGCUAAUUUGGAAUUAAAGCCUUUAAAGUAAAGCUGAAUUAUAAGUUGAUGUUCUUUGUUAAUGAACCACACUGUGUGUACAAUUAUUAGGCAAGGUGUAUUUCUGAGGAUUAAUUUUAUUAUUGAACAGCUACAGUGCUCUAAAUCUGAAUGUUUAAGACAGUAAAAGUGAGGUUUUGUCUUUCAUCAGAGAAUAUAUAUAUGAGCACAAUUAUUAGGCAACUAUUAUUGUGCAGAAUUAUUAUGCAACUAAAUGAACAAAACAAACAUUUUUCCAUCUCACCUGUUUAUUUCCAUCUGUUAAAGUGAGAAUAAUAAAACGACUCAAAAUUUACAUAUAAACAUUUCUGACAUGUCCAAAAUAAUAAUAAUGAUAAUCAGGGACUAAUAUAGCCACCCUUCUUUUCAAUAACUCACAAGCCUUCCAUUCAUGGAGUCUGUCAGUGUCUUGAUCUGUUGAUGAUUAAUGUUUUGUGCAGCAGCAGCCACAGCCUCCAAGACACUGUUCAGCGAGGUGUACAGGGCCCACAGGUUCUCAAUGGGGCUUUUCAGAGUCCUUUAGAUCUCUUUUUUUGGCCCAUUUUGCCUGAGGAAGAGAAGCUGCCUGAAAAUUAUGCACACCUUUAUAUAGUGUCGGUCUCCUUAGGCCACACCCUCACUCAUCACGCAAAUACACAUCACCUGAUAUGCAACAUUAAGUUUAUACAGCUUGAAGUUGGAAAAUAUGCAUAAAAUUAUGAUAUGGCCAAAAUACCCACUUGCCUAGUAAUUGUGCAUGCAGUGUAUGGAUUUAUGAUGUGAUGUGUAACAUUCUUUGAGGCAAGCUGCUUUGAAGGAUCCCGGUAUUCCCGUGUCUUAUAAGAUACUUUCGGACAACAGGAACUUUGUCAUAGUUGCAGUAACUGUUGACGGUCCAAUUUUAUUUGAUUUUAUCAUUUGCAUGAUAAUGGUCAUGAGAAUUCUCAUU
Messenger RNA from Pundamilia nyererei, 2811 nucleotides. Its product is annotated as mitogen-activated protein kinase kinase kinase 7-like. The transcript is spliced from 14 exons. NCBI's taxonomy places the organism in Eukaryota, Metazoa, Chordata, Actinopteri, Cichliformes, Cichlidae. The record is from RefSeq and is a predicted model, not a curated record. The coding region runs from base 176 to 1666 and encodes 496 amino acids. Gene Ontology annotation, molecular function: MAP kinase kinase kinase activity; ATP binding. Gene Ontology annotation, biological process: immune response; positive regulation of canonical NF-kappaB signal transduction; JNK cascade.